Messenger RNA from Limulus polyphemus (Atlantic horseshoe crab), 7258 nucleotides. RefSeq lists its product as uncharacterized. The transcript has 16 exons. The record is from RefSeq and is a predicted model, not a curated record. Bases 498 to 3944 code for a protein of 1148 amino acids. Lineage: Eukaryota; Metazoa; Arthropoda; Merostomata; Xiphosura; Limulidae.
AGUUGAUAGUGAAUAUUUUUUACGGAAACUGUGACUUUAUUUAUUAUAAUUUCUGUAUUAUAUUUUUAUUUUAGAAUGACCAAAAGGGAACUCUAAUGUAUUUGGUUUUGGCUUCAGCAGUAAUUCAUGAAAGUUUCCACUUGGUGUGACAUUAGUAUGCUUCCUAUGUUUCUUCGCAUUGGUCAUUUUGAUGUGAUGAUGAAUUGAUUGUAUCUAAACUACAGGCGAAGUAGAAGUAAAUGCAUUACUGUUGAUCCAUCACAGUCGAUCUGACGGUUUCGUAUUUCAUAAUAACUCGUCUUGCCUGCUGUGGAUGUGAUAAGGUUUAUACAACAUAGAAAUAGACUGAAUACAGAAUAGUGUGAUACUGAUACAAUAGUUAUACAAGACAUUGGUUAACAAUAGCAGGAAUUUAAAAAAAUGGAUUCCUUGGAAGUAGCUGAAUACUUGGAAAAGGAUAGUGUUGAUUUACUUGAUUCAUUUGAAAUGACUGUGCAAUGGCAUGGAAGGAUAGUAAGGAAAAUUAUCUUCCUGAACUUUGUAACUUAAAAACUCAGUUUACUCAAAUCUGUGAAUGGCAGCUCAAAGUACUAGAAGAAAAAGAAUUAAGUCAAGAGGAAAAAGAGCAGGAAAAGGGAAAAGUGCUCAUGUCCUAUGUGAGCAUGCUGUCAGACCAAAAUGAAGUCUUAAUUCAGGCAUUGACUCACCUAGAGAAAGAAGCUAAGCAAAGAGUUUCCCAAAUGGAGGGAAGGCUAAAGAUGAGUGCUAGGACAACUAAGGAAGCCGUUCUACAGCUCAGUGAGUGGGAACAGGAAAUGAAGAAACUAGUAACUCAUAAGCAUGAACUAGAAGCAUAUUUAGAGGAAACUCAACAAUUACUAUCAGCUGUGAAGGUUGAAAACAGUUUUUUACGAGACCAGAAUGCCAACUACCAGCAUGAUCUUCAGUCACUACUUCGUGUUAUACAAAAUGCUCGUUCUACAGGCAACUGGGAGAUGGAUUGUGUAACGUUUUGUGAAGUUUCUCCUGAAGAUGUGUUUGGACCAAUCAGGCCUUUGUCUGGAAGAUUAUCCAGAGAGUCCUUUACUGGGCAAGAAAAUACGGUUUUCUCCCACUGUGAUGAAUUUCAGUCUCUUGGUGUGACUAGUUCAGAACAUAGUUCCUGCCAUACGUCUCACCGCAGUUCCUGGUCAAACUUCCAAGAAUGUGACAGCCUUGAAAAGAAUUUAGAACAACAAUCAUCAGCAGUGAAAAGUUCUGGAGAUUUUCAGUACUUGCAGCGUUUAAGGGAAGAAACACAGCUUGAGCUUUUAGAAAAAGAUAGACUUAUUGCCAGUUUGGAAGCCCAAAUCACAGCACUUAACCAUGAACUUACUGUAAGGAGUGCCGAGUGUGAACGUCAUCUUCUGGACCUAGAGUUUUGGCUAAAGCAAAAUAAGUCUCGUGCAUCUGGAAGGGGUUAUCACAGCUGCUGUUCCUCCCAUCCCGAGUAUACAGUUAUUACUUCCAGCCCUUCUUGGGGAACGCAGUCUCUUCCUUCCAUGUGUCGUGAACAUUCGUUGCCACAGGAGUCGUCAGUUACUGAAGAACAUUAUGUCAGAAAUAGCAGCCAUUCAUGCAUAAGAGUAAAAGGUUGUGGUGUGUGUACAUGUUCAUCGGGUGACUAUUAUGCUCUUCCUUGUAAUCAUGCAAGUUCUCCAAUUGGAGACACAGAGUGCUCAUAUGUAACACCAAACCCAGAUGCUCAAAAAUGUAUGACCACCAGGAAGAUGCAUUCAGGAGCACAAACUGAUAUUAUCGUAAAGGACACACUUGCAAAGAUACUGAAGGAUGAAGCUUGUCAAAUAAGUAGUCCUUUAUUACCCCUACAGCUAUCAAACAGUAAAGUUGAAAAUGCUUCUCAAACCAAAUUAAUGUCUAAAUCUGUUUCAUCCCAGACCAUGGGUAAGUUUUGUGAUGUAUGCAAUAAUGAAAUGGCAUCUAUACAGAACUUUCCAACAGAGCUACAAAAUUGCUUACAUAUAAAAUAUGCUUCAACACAAACUGAAAUAUUAUUUUCAACUGAGGAUAAUGACCCGGUCAACCACAAGGAAAAGGAUAAAGUUACCCUGGAUCACGUGAUGCUUAUAUGUGGACGAUGUGGUUCUUCAGCUGUGACUGUGAAUCCAAAUUAUGUGGAUGUAGAUGAAACGUUGUCCACUUCAUUACCUUAUCAUCUAAGGCAGGAUAGUCCCGAACUAGAUGGAUUUGUUGAUUGUUUCUCACGCACUUUGGAACCAAUUGAAGAAGAACCUAAUUGUCAGGAAGAGAAGGCACAAGAUGCUCUUCUUCCUGUUUCAUCAUCAUAUGCUGUUAUAACAUUUCCUGAUAAUUUUGGUAAACAACACAGUGAAGAAAUUACAAAAAGACAUGUUUUUCAAACUGGUUCCUGUAACGAAGUCAAGUGUUUUUCAUCACAGAUAAACACUUUAUCUGAAAACUAUAGCAUUUCACAUGCUGACAAUAAUUCAAAUGUUCAUUCUGCUCAAGAGAAGGAAACUUUUGAAGUACCCACUUCUUCUUUUCAGACAAACAUAUCUCCCGAAGUUCACUCUUCAUCAUCUCAAACAAAUAUAAUUCCUGAUGUCCAAAUUUCAUGUUGGACAAACUCAAAUUCUAAAAUCCAGCCUUCAUCUCAGACAGACAUAACUCCUGAAGUUCAGAUUUCUUUAUCUCCAACAAACCUAUCUCCUGAAAUCAAUACUUCAUCAUCUCAGACAGACAUACCCCCUGAAGUCCAGUCUUCAUCAUUACAGACAAACACACUUCCUGAAGUCCUGUCUUCUUCAUCUCAGACAGACAUACCUCCUGAAGUACAGUCUUCGUCAUCCCAGACAAACAAACCUCCUGAAGUUCUGUCUUCUUCAUCUCAGGCAAAUAUAAUUCCUGAAAUCCAGACUUCUUCAUGUCAGACAAACUCAAAUCCUAAAAUCCAGUCAUCAUGUCAAACAAACAUACCUCCUGAAAUUCUGUCUUCUUCAUCUCAGACAGAUCUAUCUCCUGAAAUCAAUACUUCUUCAUCUCAGACUAAGAUAAACAAAAAAAACCAGUUUUCUCAGUCUGAAAUAAUUACAGAAACACAGUCAUCUCAGACUGAGUUAAAAACAGAGUCAAAGUUUUGUAAGACAAAUGAAGGUACAGGUAUUUUUAAUCAUUGUGAAAUACAACCAAACAAUCAUUUUCUAAGUGAUGAACCUAUCCUUGUCCAGUCACCUGAUCAGAAUCCCUUGGAAACUACUGUGCUCCAUUCCCAGACUUACCAGCCCGUUGAUAACCAAAAUGUUGCAUCACUACAUUAUAAUAGUGAUCACUCUGAAGUUCAGCAUUUUGUACAAAAACUGAAGGAUCAACUUAGAAAAGCUGAGGAUAAGGCUAUGGCUAAGGAGAUUCUUCUUGAACAACUGCAGAAUCAUCUCCAGGUAUCAUUUAAAGAACUUGAACUGAAGGACAAAGCCCUAGAAAAUGUAGAAAGGAAGUUAAACACUACUCGCCAAGAUUGUCAGAACUUGCGUGGUAAGAUUUCUGAAUUAGAGAAAGAGAUAGAAAAGUAUCUUGAAGAUGCCAAACAAAGAGAAGAUAACUUACAAAAACAUAUUGAAUCUAGAGAAGAAGAACUUAAAGAGAUAAAGCAGCAACAACACGUACUUCAGGAACAAAAACGGCUACUGAUGAUACAGUUAGAUAGUCGAGGGGAGAAGUUACUUGACACCCAAGAAGAAGUAAUAAAACUGAGGGCUCACUUGGAAGCUCGUGUUCUAGAGGUACAGCAGCAAGCUCUGACAAUAACAAACCUCCAGGAAGCCAUUGUCCAUUCUCGGAGAACCCUUGAUGGGUUGAACCAGUCAGGUACACAUAAUCCUUCACUUGUCAAGAGAACAGGAAAUCCAACAGUACUAAACAUCUGAGUGACUUCUGUCCCCUAUGGUGGUUAAGAAAGUGGACAAUCCAAUAAUACUGAACGUGAGCAGCUGCUAUUACUACUUGCAAAAUUUUUUUAUUAAGAAGGGCACAUCAGCACUGUGUAUCUAUUAAGAAUCAGUCUUUAUGUGACCUGAAGUGCAGCCUUCAGUAAUACCAAGUAAUGUAAGAACUUGCACAAGAACUGGUUUGUCCAAAUUACUCAUAAGCUAGUUGUCAGUAGAGUGUAAAUCUAAUGAUAAAGAAAAUUUAAAACAAUCCUCUCAGUCUAUAGGGUCAGUUCAUGCUUGUAGUAACUACUUCUACUGUUAAAAACUACAAGUUUGCACAUGGAAUGAUGUAGCAAAAUGGCCUUAAUUUGGUCACUACCUAUAAAAGCUCUUUUUUUAACUCAUAAGUACCUCUGUUGCAAUCACUUUAGAAGGCUUUCAGUCAGAUUGCAGUUUCCUACUAACCACCUACAUUAAAACUCAAAAUAUUCACAUUAAUUUACUUCAGCAUUGCAAUAACCUUUUGUAUUUUUUGUUUGCUGAAAAUUGAUAUGCAUCCUUUUUCAACCAAGAAAAAUUGUAGUAUUAGGUAAAAAUUUGAUAGAUUUCAAUAUGUUUUGAAAUUUCGAAAAAGAAUUGAAUUUGUUGUGAUUAGCUAGAUGACAUUUACACAAGUUAGCUAAUUAGUUGAAAUUUUGUGAAGAGCAUGUAUUAUAUCACUUUGUUUAGAAUUUUUUGAAGACUGUUGUUCUUCCUUUGUAAAGGUUUGGAUUAUUGAUUAUUAGACUAUAGAAUACUAAUAUUGGUAUAAAAAUAUACAUUGAAUACAUGUGUUUAUAAAAUGUGAUAUUUAUUAUACAGAGUACUGAUAUUAUAUUUUAUUUUGAAUUUGUUUUCAGCUUACAUAAUGGUAGCUAGACAUACAUGAAGAUCUUGUUAAUUCAUUUCAAGAUAUUUUGUACUUUAUUUUUUCAAUCAUCCAUAUUACUUUAAGGCAAAAUAAUUUCAAAUCUAGUUCUCAACUUCAGUAAAAAAACAGAUUGAAAUAUUUGUAAUAUUUUUAAGUCAUACUUCUAUCCAGUAGAUCUUAAUCUAGCCAAAUUUAUUAACUAAUAUGCAAUGAUUUUGUAUUUUUACUUCACAUAAACUCUGAAUUUUAAAUUUUUAAAUGAUUUUUAAUGCAUGGAGUAAAUUGUAAAACUAAUUUUAAUUUUAGAGCCUCAGGACAAAGCUAAUAUUUCAAACUACAAAUUUACAGAACUGGCUCCUACUCUUUUUAAAACUUUGAUGUGUUUUAAAUAAAAUCCUACUAGUUCUGUUCACUUAAUCUUUUAUUACAUAUUUUGAUUAGCACAUAGUUUAUAAGUGCUUAGAAGUUUAACUCCAGCAUCCAAUAAAUAGUUUUAAUCCCAUUUGUUUUUAUUUGUUAAAUGUAGAGUUUUAUAUGUAUUUCUGAAGAAUGAAAAUCAAAACACUUUUAAUAAUGAUAAAUCUGUUUCUGGAAAGUAUGGGAAUACAAUGAUAAGCCUUUUUCUAGUAAGCAUUGGAAUAUAAUGAUAAAUCUGUUUGUAGUAAGCAUGCAAACAUAAUGAUAAGCCUGUUUACAAAAUUAAUGAAUAUUUAUUACUAACGUGGUUGUAAUGAAUGAAAUAUUUGUGAAAUCUGCAGUGUCUUUGUUUUCCUCAAAUCUGUAAUUAUGGGGUUUCAUGAACUACUGACCAUUUCAAGUAUUAAUUUGUUUCUAGUAAGCAUGGGGACAUAAUGUGUUUCUGGGAAGAAUGAAAAUAUAAUGAUACAUCUGUUUCUAGUAAGCAGGGAAAUAUGAUGAUAAAUCUGUUUAUGGGAAACAUGGGGAUGUGCUGAUCUGUUUCUGGGAAUAGGAAUUUAAUUAUUUACAAUCAUCAGAUAUUGUAACUAGAGAUCUGUAGAAGUAGUUUUAAUAUCUUGCAAUAUUUCCAGCAAGCAGUCAUAAAUUUGAAUUGAAAAUUUAGCAAUUUCUCAUUUGGGUGUAAUUCAAAGUGUUUUAUAAUUACUGAAAUUAAGGGAUAAUUAUCCAAAUUCUGAGCUAAAUGUUAGAUAACAAAAUCUAAGUAUAAAGAAUGUUUUAUUUUAGACAAUUCUCCAGAUCUGUCUUAUCUGUUAGCAUUGGAAGUUUGUAUACCCUUUGGAAAAAAGCUGAUUUUCAUCAUUUUUGAGAGAUCAUUGAAUUACUUUUAUACAUCUUUAAAAGUGAAGCAGUCCAUCAGUGCCACAGGUAGAUUUUUCUAUACUUUGUUUUCUUAACUCAAGGGUUUGUAGUUUGAACCAUCCAUGAAAAAUUAAUAUAGUGUGUAAGAAUAAGAUAAAAAAAAGCUAAUAAUACAUAAGUAGGGUUUUCAGUUACAGAUACUUUACUGUAACUUUGUGGUGAAUGUGUUACGUGUUUAAAAAACCUGCACCAAUAAUACAGAGUUAAAACUCAAUUUCAUGUAAAGAUAGCUGAACACACUUUCAAUUUCAAUGUUUUGCUUAUAUAUAUGUCAAUAAUGUAGCUCUAUUUUUUAAUUUUUCUUACUCUCUUAUUUGUUCUUUUAGACUUGAAAUAGAAGAUUAACCCUUUCCUACUUGAUGCAACACUACAAUUAAAAUGAUAAACUUUUAAAGCUUAGUUGAUUGCCUAGCAGUCAUACUUCACAUGUUAUACUCAGUCUAUAGUUCUUCAUGAGCUUGCAACUCAGAGUCAGUCUUAAAAAGUCUAGGAUCCAUUUUUUCAAAUUUAGCUCAUUUUUAAAAGUUUUUCUAAAAUAAUUAAAAUUUGACAGUUGUUUUGAACUUUUUGCCUACUGACUGAGUAUUUCGUUUGCUUGACGCUAUUUCACAAAUUGAUCUUGUACAUUUAGACAACUGUGAAGAAAGUUUAUCAAAGUUUUGGUGACACACUAAAAACUAAAAAAAUGUUAAAAUACAGAAUUCUACAUUGUAUAGUUUAAUAAUGUAUUUUUUGUGUGUGGUUAAUUUCUGAUACACUUUCACUAUGUUUGCUUCAGGGAAUUUCUAGGUAAGAGAGGAAUAACUGUACCAAAAGCUGAGAUUUUGUAAUAAACCUUUUGUUUGUGUCUGGUCAGCAGCUGCUUAUAUAUAUUGAUCUGGACAAGGAAUGAAAUGGGUUUGAAAAAUUCCAAGAUCUGUAACAUAUUUUUAAUAAUUUUUGUACUAAUUGACUUUCCUCAUAAGAAAGUCACAACAAGUUACUGUACCCUGCAAUAACUUUGUAUAAGAUUUGUAAAAAAAAUAUAGAUACUCAGUCAAGCAAUAAAAUCUUUUAUUUUUAA